Messenger RNA from Jaculus jaculus (lesser Egyptian jerboa), 1419 nucleotides. RefSeq names its product epithelial cell adhesion molecule (gene Epcam). NCBI's taxonomy places the organism in Eukaryota, Metazoa, Chordata, Mammalia, Rodentia, Dipodidae. The record is from RefSeq and is a predicted model, not a curated record. Gene Ontology annotation, cellular component: membrane; bicellular tight junction. Bases 66 to 1010 code for a protein of 314 amino acids. The transcript has 9 exons. Gene Ontology annotation, molecular function: cadherin binding involved in cell-cell adhesion.
CCGUGCCCGCGCGUGGACCCUCGUGCCCGGACCCUGUGCCCCGUCCAUCACCCACCGCGAGCGCGAUGUCCCCCCAGACCCUGGCGCUCGCGCUCCUGUUCGCGGUGACCGCGGCCACAGUGGCCGCGGAUCCGAAAGACUGUUUUUGCGAAAACUACAAGCUGACUACGGAUUGUGUUAUGAACGAAAAUGGCCAAUGUCAGUGCACGUCGUUUGGUACACAGAAUACUGUCAUUUGCUCCAAACUGGCUUCCAAGUGUCUGGUGAUGAAGGCAGAAAUGACUCACAGCAAGUCUGGGAGGAGGCUGAAGCCCGAGGGGGCUUUCCAGAACAAUGACGGGAUGUACGAUCCCGAAUGCGACGAGAAGGGGCUCUUCAAGGCCAAGCAGUGCAACGGCACCGCCACGUGCUGGUGCGUGAACACUGCCGGCGUCCGGAGAACAGACAAGGACACCGAGAUAACCUGCUCGGAGCGCGUGAGGACCUACUGGAUCAUCAUUGAGCUGAAGCACAAAGCAAGAGAAAAGCCCUACAGUGUUCAAAGCUUGCAGACUGCUCUUCAGGAAGUGAUGAGAACUCGUUACCAACUGGAUCCAAAGUUUAUUACAAAUAUCCUGUAUGAGAAUAAUGUCAUCACUAUUGAUCUGGUACAAAAUUCUUCUCAGAAAACUCAAGAUGAUGUGGACAUAGCUGAUGUGGCUUAUUAUUUUGAAAAAGAUGUUAAAGGUGAAUCUUUGUUCCAUCCUUCUAAGAAAAUGGAGCUGAGAGUGAAUGGGGAGCUCUUAGAUCUGGAUCCCGGUCAAACUCAGAUCUACUAUGUUGAUGAAAAACCACCUGAAUUUUCAAUGCAGGGCUUAAAAGCUGGCAUUAUUGCUGUCAUCGUGGUUGUGGUACUAGCCAUUAUUGCUGGGAUUGUUGUGCUGGUUAUUUCUAGAAAGAAGAAAACAGCAAAGUAUGAGAAGGCUGAGAUAAAGGAAAUGGGUGAGAUGCAUAGGGAACUCAAUGCAUAACUACUAUAAUUUGGAGACAAAACUACAAGAAGGGGAAUUCAAUGAAUUCAGAUUGUGCGUAUGUGAGCAUGGGACAAAGAGAAGACCUUUUUGAAGAGUUACUGUUUUGUUAGUUAACAUACAUUUGUGAUAGUGAAACUUGUACUCAAAAAUAUGAGCAGCUUGAAAUUGGCAUUACCAAUCUAAAAAUUUGACAAGUGUCUUAUAUAUGCAAGUCUGAUACAAAACCCGAAACGUAGACUGCAUAGUUGAAGUAAUUUAUGCUUAAUAUUGAAGUGUGCAUUAAAUAUACUUCCAUAGUAAAGUAUUAAUGAACAGUCUUACUUUGUGAUUGACAGCUGCCUCUCUAUAUACCUUGAAUCUUGUACAUACAAACUUUUUUUAUGAAAUAAAACAUUUGUAAACUGUU